This is a messenger RNA of Venturia canescens, 2600 nucleotides long. Its product is annotated as protein yellow-like. Bases 218 to 1456 code for a protein of 412 amino acids. Gene Ontology annotation, cellular component: extracellular region. Lineage: Eukaryota; Metazoa; Arthropoda; Insecta; Hymenoptera; Ichneumonidae. The transcript is spliced from 7 exons. The record is from RefSeq and is a predicted model, not a curated record.
AUAAAGUGUUCAGUCGCUAUAGUUUCCGUUGACGUUCACAUAAUUCGAUUCAACUGUUGUUUCUAUUCUCGUCUAAUUACCGCUCUACAUUCAGGAGUAAAUUCAACAACUGACGAGUUCAAUUCUGUUAUUCAAUUGAAUAAAUCAAAAACGAAAUUAUUGGUUGUACGUGGAACAAACGAGAUAACAACAAAAUACCAACCUCUCCUAUCUAAAUAUGGCAAAGUGUAUUUUUUUAUGUGCGAUGUGGCUUGUGCUAUCGCUCAUCACUGUCUUGCAUAUUUCCUUCACUCAUGGUGCCAACAAUACGACAGUGAUCAUUCAAACUAAAAAUUCAAAGAUCCUAGAAAAAUAUACAUGGACUUUUCUGGAUUGGGCUUAUCCAAAUGAUUGGAGACGAAUCCAAGCAAUAUUGACUGACGACUAUGUGCCCUUCAAUGGUGUUCCUACUGGCUUAGCGAUAUGGAGAAACAAAAUGUUUGUUACGGUACCAAGAUGGAAUACAGGAGUUCCAGCGACCCUGAAUUACAUAGACCUAAAGACUGCUGAAAAAUCAUCCCCACUGUUGAUACCUUAUCCUAGUUGGCAGACAAAUUCACUAGGCAGUUGCGGCAAAAACAUCGUUACGGCACAUAGAAUUCAGGUGGACAAGUGUAACCGUUUGUGGGUUCUUGACUUCGGUAACGCGGUUUUGGGAGACUCGCUGUAUGGAGUGUGUCCACCUGUACUGCACGUUAUUGAUCUGAAAACAGAUAAAUUUAUCAGGCAUCAUGUUCUACCGCAAAAUAGUUUACCUCGAUACAUGUUCAGAGCAAAUAUCGCCGUGGACGUCGAGUCCGAUACUUGUGACAACGUUUUUGCCUACAUGUGCGACGAGCAAGGAAUUGGUUUGACAGUUUAUGAUUGGGCUAAAAAUACUUCGUGGCAUCGGAAUUUCAUUUAUGCUCAUGGUAUGGACUACCAACCGAUUACAGCAGGCGUUUACGGUAUGACUCUUUCAACUGUUGCCAAAGACGGCUUCAAAACUUUACACUUUCAUCGGUUCAAUGGCAACAAGGAAUUUGGUGUUCGCACGAACAUCUUGAAAGAUCAAAAACUUAUGGAUGAUCAGUUGGGCUCGUCACAGAUCCCGAUUAGGACAUUCCCUGGCCAAUCGACGUCCGAAGUCAUCGACGAUAACGGCGUUAUGUUGUACACCAUGAACGACCAUAAUGCUAUCGGUUGCUGGAAUACCGCACUUCCUCAUCUUUCGAUGAAUUAUACUAUUGUUGCCAAAGACGAUAAAGCGUUGGCUUAUCCGGAUGACAUUGUUAUUGGGAGCGGUUUCGUUUGGAUCCUCUCGAAUUCCUUACCAUUUUAUGCGGCUUCCUUGCUAAAUGAGACUGACAUUAAUUUUAGAAUUUCGGCAAUCGCGUAUCCAGAAGUGAUCGAGGAUACACUUUGUCAACCUACGUAACCAAUCAGAAUGCAGUCCGAAUCAGCAGUACAUUAUAUUUGUUCUAGGUUUGAAGGUUUUAUUUCUGAGCUAUCAAGCCCUGAUGAUUUGUAACGUUUACGUAAUAGUCCGGGAGGUAGCGUUGCAACUCAGUGUUUUUACGCUAACCGAUUGUCAUUUUUUUCAAUCAAUCUCGAAAGGCUAAUAAGUGAAGCUGGAGUCAGCUGACGCACCCACGGUAGAUGUGGGAUGUGACAAGUUGCGGAAGUGGCAAACAAAAAAAUAGAGUAAUAGUACAUCGGCUGAAACUUUGUUGAAUCAUUGAUAUCUCAAAAAGUUGAAAAUAACUCGCGUUUUUUUGCCCUGCGCCCAGUCGGGAGGUGAAAAUGGUCAGCUGCAUUGUGGGUAGAGGAUUAUGGGUCAGAUGUUGGAAAUUAAGCCUAAACUAAAUAAAAACGCUUGAGUGUGCAGAAUUGGUUGAGCGGCGGAGGGGUGGGGGGGUCGAACAGCAGCGCGGGGAAGAGGCGCUGAGCACAUUCAUGUUACUGUAUAUUUGCCUUCCCGCAGCUGCUGUUCGACCCCCACCACUCGACCAAUUCCACGCAUUCAACCGUUUUAGCUCAGUUUGCGCCUAUUUUUUAGCAGCUGACUUGCAAUCCCCCAUCUGCAAUGCAUUUUUUUUAAAUUAUUGAGAUGUCAUUUAUUCAUGUUUCAGCCGGCGUACUAUCGCUUUAUUUUUCAUUUUUUACCACUUCCGUAACCUCUCACACCCACACCCACCGAUAGUUGAUCAGCGGUCCUCUUUUUAGUCGUGUGAGAUCAACUAUCAAUGUCAAUAUUAACCGGUUUACUAUGAAUUUUUCAAAUGGAUCGUUAUCUCCUGGAUUAUAAUGACAAUAAUACACUGAAGCAUUAUACAACACGUGAAAGACGCAUACGUUUUUAAUGGCAUAUUUGUGUAAAUAAAUUCUAUCAUCACGUCCGGUAUGGUCACAAUUCAUGAUUGAGUGAUGAUGAGUGAUCUUUCAUAGAGGUAACAAUAGGAUGCUGGGAGCCAUUGUUGCAAAAGCCGUAGCUCAAAUAUUAAGUUAUAAUUCUAUUAUUAUUAUAUUUAUGUAUUCAAUUCGUUCUACAAAGAAAAAUACACGAUAUGAUAAAUUUGAUA